Molecule: messenger RNA, 1261 nt
Organism: Orcinus orca (killer whale)
Lineage: Eukaryota; Metazoa; Chordata; Mammalia; Artiodactyla; Delphinidae
Product: DNA-directed RNA polymerase I subunit RPA43-like
Biological process (GO): DNA-templated transcription initiation; DNA-templated transcription
Cellular component (GO): RNA polymerase I complex
Source: RefSeq, a predicted model, not a curated record
AUGGCUGCGGGUUGCUCAGUGUCUCCGCGGUCGAAGGCGGCCUCAGAAGGGCCGGUGGUGGGACCAGCCGGCGUCUUGCCUUGCCUAGAAUUGCCUACCUACGUGGCCGCUUGUGCGCUCGUGAAUAGCCGCUACUCCUGCCUGGUGGCGGGGCCGCACCGAAGACACAUCGCACUGUCGCCGCGCUACCUUAACAGGAAACGCACCGGUAUCCGAGAACAGCUCGAUGCCGAGCUCCUGCGCUAUUCCGAGAGCCUUUUAGGUGUACCCAUUGCUUAUGAUAACAUCAAAGUAGUGGGUGAAUUAGGAGCUAUUUAUGAUGAUCAAGGACACAUUCAUCUUAACACUGAAGCAGAUUUUGUUAUUUUCUGCCCUGAACCAGGGCAAAAACUUAUGGGUACAGUUAAUAAAGUGUCUUCCAGCCACAUUGGCUGUCCUAAACCUGAGCAGAUGCUAGCCGAGCAGUGGCAGACUCUGAAGAUAAACAUGGGUGAUGAACUAGAAUUUGAAGUAUUUCGUUUAGACUCAGAUGCUGCUGGAGUAUUCUGCAUUCGGGGAAAACUAAAUACCACUAGUUUACAAACGAAGUGCUCUGCAGUUUCUGAAGAAGUAACAGAAACUGGCACUGAAGAAGCUACUGAAAAACCUCAAAAGAAGAAAAAGAAAAAGAACAAAGACCCAGAGCCAUAUGAAGUGGAAACUGGUACCACAGAGCUAGCAGAUUUUGCAGAUGUUACCAUGAAGGAAGAGACAGAUCUGCAGAUUAAUAACAAUGUGAAUGGCCUCUGGGAGGAAGAGCCGAAGAAGAAGAAAAAGCAUCAGGACCCUGUUUUCCAAGGCAGUGACUCCAGUGGUUACCAAAGUGACCAUAAAAAAAAAAAGAAAAGAAAGCACAGUGAGGAGGCUGAGUUUACACCACUUUUGGAACAUGCACCUAAAAGAAAAGGGAAAAGUAAUUUUCUUUAGUGCAUUUUAAAUAUGAUUUGGUUUUUUUAAAAACUGAUUUACACAAAACAGAUGACUAAAGUUUGAACUAUGAAAUGUUUUGUAUUCCAAUACUUUGCAAAACAGGGAACAUUUGAUGAGGAGUUGAGUUUUUGGUGCUAAAAUUACAAAACAGAUAAAUUUGGGAAAUGCCAGUAUUAUUAAAGUGCCGUUUUACUAUAUACAGAAUAGAAAGGUAAGAGCUGCCCUCAAUCUCAACUCCUUCAUUCUUCCAGGGUAUACAUUCUAAAUAAAAUGAUUUCUACAGUCUGCAAAA